AAAUGAGUAAUCUAGCUAACGGUAGGUACAAGUAGGCGAAUAUUGUGCAGUUUCGAAUCGAUUUCAUUGUGAGUGAAGCUUGCGCGACCUGCUACGGACUCCCCUGUUUUGAGCCCGACAUAGACUCGCCCAAUCCACUCUAGUUCAGCUGACUGUCGUACUCUCGCGUAGUAAGGCCAGCUCAACGGAUGGGGGUAAACAGUUCGCUGGCGACCGGCAUAGGGAGCGGACAUCAUGUACGCUACGCAGUGCCUCGGAACGGUAGACAAUGAAACUGUGAAAUAAAUCAACUGUGUGCCUGCCAGGUUACGUGCAUUUCGUGUAGAUUAUUUCACGCGAAUCAUCAAAUUUGUAACGCGUUUUGUGUCUGAAUCCCAAUAAUUCUCAAUUCGAGAGGAAGGGUUCAGUUCGUUGUCCCGGAGCUCGGAAAUAUGCUCAAGUUUCUCACACACAAACUCAAAACACAUUCUCUGAAUGAAGAACAUCCGCAUCAAAAGGUUGAAGAAGACGAUCACGAUUCAGGAACUGAAUCAGACGACGAGCACGCCGACAUUGACGAUCCUGAAACCAGCAUGGAGAGCGAAGGCAGCGCGAUGUCCGUGGUGCAAGGUAUGGGGGGUAUGGGGUUUGGAGGGGUAUCAGUGUCGCCCUACCUGCUGGACUCUGCACUAGCGAGCGACAACGACCUCAACUAUGACGACCAUCACAGCUCCGAGGAGGAACUGGAAAACAUAAACAGCUCCAAUCUGCCUGCGCAUGCGCCGAAUGCACGGGACGCUCGCAGUCGAUCCACCAGCACCCUGCCUGAAAAGCGAAAGUGGUCACAGGUGACGCCCGAGGCGGUAACGUGCAGUAGCAGUAGCAGUAGCGAGGAGCCACCGCCGGCGCAGAGGCGUGCGCCCAACGUGCAGCUGUCUGUGUCACCGGCCGCCCUGUGUGGCCACGCCACGGCCCACGGCAAGGGCAAGCCCUACUCACUGGCCCCCACCCGCGCCCAUAGCUGCAGCGAGCAGGGCGGCAGCUCUGACGAAGAGGUGCAAGGCCUGCUGGCGACGACGCCCGUCCAAUUCCGCACGUCGCCUCCCCGCGGCACGCACCGACCGCAUCGCACGCUCGCCCCCCACCCCUCGCCCUCACCCUUGCUGCCCCUCCAGCAGCACGACUCGUCAUCCCCCCGCAAGCGCCACCGGCAGGCGCCCGCAAACGCCAGACAUCCGCACGCCAUACAGCGACCGUGUCUCGAUUUCGAAAAAAUGCAACAGUUGAAGGCGCGAGCGGUGACUGGCUGGCGUCCAGGUGGUGGUGACCACGGCCACGGGGGUGGGGGGGAACUGUCGGUCUUCUGCUGGUGAUCUCAUCCCCUCCCCUCUCCCGCCCUGCUGCUGCCGCUAACAACCACUUGAAAACUAUUACUAUAUAAUUAUUACAAAGACUUUCUAAUCAAUUACUAGUGACUUGUUUUUAUAAGUAUAUAAAAACAAAUGUAUAAAAUAUGACAUAUAUAAAUAUUAUUUUUUUUAAUUAAUCUUGAUAAUAUAAUGAGAAUAAGCUGCUCACGUGGGUGAAGCAGGGUGGCUGAUGGAUGGUGUUACGGUGGUGUUAUGGUGGUGUUACGUCGAUGGUGUUACGUGUCACGUGUCACUUCUCCACAUCAACAUUGAUUUGAACUUUUUGUACCUGUAAAUCAUAUAUAUAUACGUUUUUUGUCAAUUACGAGAAAUUUUGUCAUGGUUAUUUCGCUUAAUUAACUUACUUGUACAAAAUCAAAAUGUAAGAUAUUUUUUAGAAACAUUCUGCAGGUGUUACGAAAUCGAGUCGAUGGAAUGUUGAUCUGUAACUGAGAUUUUAUUAUUUGUUAAUUUACUUGGCCAACCGCUGCAUAACAUGUUUUGCCUUUAUCUACUUCUUGUUUUAUUAACUAAUGUUUAUUUAUUAUUUACGCUUCUACUAUGUUGUUUUUUGUUUGCGGCAAUACUUUGACUGAGAAAUAAAGUAGUUUUUGUACAAAAAUAACUAAACGUUUUGAAAAGGAGGACAGAACUGAAUAGUUGAGAUGUGUAUUUAUAUUAUUAAGACUUGCGUUUUUAUUGAUGAUAUAUUAUGAUUAUUAGUUAUGCAUCGCUAUUAUCGAAUGAUUAUAUGUUAUAAUUCCCAUUAUUAUACGUUGAUUAUAUUUAAUACUAUAAACUCAUAAAGACAAUUUAUUUUCAAAUUGGUGUGUUGUAUGGGAUGUGUUUUAUAUAUUAACAAUGAAGAAAGGUAGAGUGGUGGAAAAUGUCAUGGAGAUGAUGAACAGUUGUUUAUAGAACUGGGUUCGUGUAAAAUCUGAAGAAAAUUAAUGUAUGAUUGUUAUAAAAAACUUUUAUAAGAUAUUAUGUGUCUGUUAGUAUGUCUGUGAUGAGAGUAUCUCAGUGUGAUUGUAUCUUCAGGUAUUUGCGGUAUGAUGAUGGAACAAAUAAAAUGAUUGUAAUAUCAAAAACCAAUCAAUAAUCGAAGUUCACAAGCAUUCUUUUACAAUUGUUCAAAUUUGAAUAAUAGUCUAAAAACAUCUCAAAUACCUUGAAAGUUAAGCUAGUAAUUUUCACCUAAUGUAAUUGGUUUUCAGUUGAAUAUCAUAUUAUUCUACAUAUUAUACAUACAAGAUGUUGAAUACAAAAUUGAUAAUUUAACAUUAAAUGUUGGAAAUUAAAUUUCAUAAAUCGAAUAUUGAAAUUUUGUUGAAUUUAUAUAUUUUACUGAUGUAAGCUCAUCUAUUCUACUAAUUGGUAAUGAAUGCAGCUCAUACUGCUCACAUUUCUGAUGGUAAUGUGUCAAUACCUUUCUGUGAAUAAAUUUGUAAAGGUAGCAAAUAUUUGCAGUUUUACAUUUUAGUAUUCUGCAGUUUGUAAUAUAGUUUUAAAAACAUACCUUUUAUCACUAUUUAGAAUGCAUUUUCCAGCUUCUCUUCCUCUAAACCAUGUAAAUCUUAUAAUCUCUUCCCUGAUAUCAUAGUAAAGUUGUGUACCGUAUUCAGUUUCUGGAAAAUGAGAUUUCGCCAGCAUUGUUAUCACUAAAUUUCUAUCAGAUUGCUUAUUUGGAAACUGAAGAAAAGUUUAUUUUAUAGCUUCAUUCUUCUCAUAUACCGUACCGUUGAAUUCAUGAGUUGUUUACCUACUAAUAAUUAUUUCAUAUUUUUGCAUUUAAUUCAACAAACUCCUUUUCCAUUCUCAUUCUGCUUGGUCGACUCUAUUAUAAUCUUCUCAAUUUAUUUGAAUCGUUUGUAGAAUUAUUAAUAUGGGCUUUCAGUGCUAUGCUUUACAGACUGUUGUUACAAUAACAUGACAGUCGAAGAAUUUCUAGUCUAAUUUGAGUUCCACAAGUAGGGAAUUACAAGAAAUUGCAAUAUUUCUGUAAGUUUGUCCAAUGGGAUGAACUUACGCAUUAAGAAUGUAUUUUAGUUCUAUUCACCUUCAAAAAUCUAUGUACAUGAAUAUGGAAAACUCGUGAUAUGAAUAUAUCACAAUGAUUCCAUUAUUUUGCCAUUUACAAUAACUUGGCUAAUUAAUUUGCCAUAUAUUAUGCGAAGCCACCUUUCAGUAAGUGGAUUUGAUAUUUAGAAUUUUUAUUCGCAAAGAUAGUUUGCAUCAAGUUCAUAGUUAUUUUUUAUUUGUAGUCUAUACAAAAUCUUUAAAUGAAAGCGAAUAAUUAUGUUGAUUUUUUUAAGUAUAAAAAUAAACACUAGUAGUAAAAAAAUGAGGUAGUUAUGCUUUAAAUCAUCUCUGAAAAAAUUAUUUUACAGUAUAAUCCUCCUUUUCUAUUUAGAUCUCAAUAAAUGUUUGCUAGUCCCUUUGUUCAGGGUAAUAUAGCUGAAAACAGUGUAUUAUGUUUUCAAAUAUCUCAUUUGUCCUUUGAGAGCUGUCAAAUCUAUGUUUUAUUCAUUCUUAGGUAAUACUUACUAUAAUUAGCUCAAAAAGUUUCAAUAAUUUUGAUUUCAAGUCCACUCAGUGUAUUAAGAUUACUGAUAUAAAUCUAAAUUAGUUUUGAUAUUCUACACUUGAUAUAAGUUAAGUUUCGACAUCAAACAUUUUUAAAAUUAAAAUAGUUCCAUUCACUUUGAAAAUAGAUUACACCUUGAGUUUCAUACCCAGAAAAAAUUAAAGCCGUUAUUUCUUGUGUUAAUUACUUAUUGAUUAAGAUGAUGCAUGAAACAUGUCUUAAUUAAUUUAUUCUGAUUAACAGGCUAUAAAAUAUAUCUUAUAGCGCAUUAUUAUUUUAGUCAUCAUUAUAAUGUAUCAUUUCAUUGAAAAUAAAUAAAUAGAAUUCAACAGAUAUCUUGCUAAUUUGGAUUAAAGCCGCGUUUACACCUAAGUUAUUAACAAAAUGUUAAUAACUUAAUCCCUAUACAGUAGAUUCUAUUAAGAUUGAACGGAACUUGACAAACACAUAUGUUCAUCAUGUGUAUGAUAAGUUAUGUUCUAUCUAAUAGAAUCUAUAAGGAUUGAGUUAUUAACAUUUUGUUAAUAACUGGUGUAAACGCAACUUUAUGGUUGGACUUUUCUCAUGUUUUAAAAAGAUCUGACAGUUUCUUGAUAUGUAUUACUGUAAUAACUUUUUCUAUAAUUUUAUCCUAAAAAGAAAAUGUAAUACUAAAAUUUUGAGAAUUUAAAAUAAUCUCAAUCUGAUUAAUGUAAAUGAAUUUCAUUUGUGAUGAUGUAGUAAGAUGCACUAAGCAAAGUAUUAUUAAAGACUUCUUUUUAUUGUAUUAUACAUUUGUAUAUUUCUUUCUUUAAUUACCAUUUCUGCAGUCUACUUUUUCGUUUCUUGUUUGAUGUUAUAAAAUCAACAUCAUUAAAUAAAGCUAUAUUGUGAUUGAGAUUAUUGAGAAUAAAUUUGAACAAAUGUGACUGAAACUUUGUAUGUUAUAGAUUGUUCCGCUACUAAUGAGAGAAAAUUGAUCGACAAAAAUGUUGAAGGUUGUUUAUAUGUAUAAAUAAAAUGUAUGUAUGUAUGUAUAAUGUGUGUAGUAUGUAUGUAAUUUAGGAGUGACUAUGUGAAGGGAGUGAUAGACUGUGCAUUAAGAAGGAGAAUGUCGUUCACAUUUUUCUUAUUGGCUAGAAAGAAUACCAUUAAAGUAAUGACAAAAUACGCUUUCAA
This is a messenger RNA of Nilaparvata lugens (brown planthopper), 5133 nucleotides long. RefSeq lists its product as uncharacterized. The record is from RefSeq and is a predicted model, not a curated record. Bases 432 to 1352 code for a protein of 306 amino acids. Lineage: Eukaryota; Metazoa; Arthropoda; Insecta; Hemiptera; Delphacidae. The transcript is spliced from 6 exons.